Molecule: messenger RNA, 879 nt
Organism: Oncorhynchus masou masou (cherry salmon)
Lineage: Eukaryota; Metazoa; Chordata; Actinopteri; Salmoniformes; Salmonidae
Product: calsenilin-like
Exons: 8
Coding region: 1-693 (230 amino acids)
Biological process (GO): regulation of potassium ion transmembrane transport; negative regulation of transcription by RNA polymerase II
Cellular component (GO): voltage-gated potassium channel complex; nucleus
Molecular function (GO): calcium ion binding; potassium channel regulator activity; RNA polymerase II cis-regulatory region sequence-specific DNA binding
Source: RefSeq, a predicted model, not a curated record
AUGGUGCUGGAUGGCAUGGAACUGAUUGCAAUUACUGUAGUCAUUGGCCUUUUUUUUGUAAUGUUCAAGCAGUUUGGUGUCUGGGAGCCCUUGUCAUUAGAUGAGAGUACUGACUGUGAAUUGGAGCUUUCUACUGUUCGUCACCAGCCCGAAGGCUUAGAACAGCUCCAGGCCCAGACCCAGUUUACCAGGAAAGAGCUGCAGUCGCUCUACAGAGGCUUCAAAAAUGAGUGUCCUAGCGGGCUGGUGGAUGAGGAGACGUUCAAGACCAUCUAUUCACAGUUCUUCCCCCAGGGAGAUGCCACCACAUAUGCACAUUUCCUGUUCAACGCUUUUGACAUGGACAGAAAUGGCUCUAUCCGUUUUGAGGACUUUGUGAUUGGCCUAUCCGUACUGCUCAGGGGUUCAGAAACAGAGAAGCUUCAGUGGGCCUUCAAUCUGUAUGAUAUCAACAAGGAUGGCUGCAUCACCAAGGAGGAGAUGUUGGCCAUAAUGACGUCCAUCUAUGACAUGAUGGGCAGGUAUACCUCUCCCAGUGUACGAGAUGAUGACCCAUCUGAGCAUGUGGACAAGUUCUUUCAGAAAAUGGAUCAGAACAGAGAUGGGGUGGUGACCAUCGAUGAGUUCAUAGAGACCUGUCAGAAGGAUGAAGAUAUAAUGGCCUCCAUAAAGCUCUUUGAGAAUGUAAUCUAGGUCUAGGACUGGACAGAGAACACAGAUAUAUGUCAAGAUGACCUUUGAUUGAUUCCAAUAGCAGACCCUACAAGCCCCUCCGUCCCUUGCCCCUCGCCGUUGGAUAAUAGAAGAUUAUUGACACACAUCAAAAUGAGGACAGUAAACAUUUAGCAUGUGGAAUAGGGAAAUGUGACUCUCAACGUU